UUUCCACAGCGCGAUCGAAACUGUGGUGGAAAGAUGCACCGCGUGCCUGGGAACCUUCUUCGUCGGCCAUCAUGGCACGCUGUGUCUCGUCGCACCUUUAGCGCUGUCGAUACGUCCAGCACUCUCGAGCGCAUUUGCAUUGUCGGAGCAGGGCCUGCGGGUUUCUACACUGCCAAGUACCUCCUGCACGACCAUCCCACCGUCCACAUCGACAUGUUUGAGGCGCUUCCCACCCCCUACGGUCUUGUUCGCUCUGGCGUGGCUCCCGAUCACCCCGAGGUCAAGAAUGUCAUGCACGACUUUGAAAAAGUUGCCACCGAUCCUCGCUUCUCCUUCUUUGGAAACGUGGACAUUGGCAACGAUAUAACCGUGUCAGAGCUUCAAAAGCAUUACAACGCCAUUGUCAUCGCAGCAGGGGCGUCCGACGAUCGCAAGCUCGACAUUCCAGGCGAAGACGAGCUGACUGGUGUCCUCGCAGCUCGGUCGUUCGUGAAUUGGUACAACGGCCACCCGUCGUUCCGCAACUUGCAUGUGCCUAUGGAUUGCGACACUGCCGUCGUGGUCGGCCAGGGCAACGUUGCAGUCGAUUGCGCGCGCAUUCUGACGAAAAACCCCGAGGAAUUGGCAACCACAGACAUUUCCCAACACGCACUGGAUGCACUAGCAAACAGCGGUAUUAAGAACGUCUAUUUGGUCGGCCGUCGAGGUGUCGCCCAGGCAGCAUUCACCAUGAAAGAGCUUCGGGAAAUCACAAAGCUGCCUCACGCCGACUGCAUCGUCGACCCGAACGAGCUCGAACAAAGCGUGAAUGCGAGUUCAGCCGAGGAGCUCAAAACAUUGCGUCCCCAACGGCGCAUCCACGAACUCCUGACCACGGUGGCGUCGAAGCCAGCAUCGUCCAACCGUAGUGCCAUACGAAUUCGCUUCCUCCUCUCGCCAGUCGAGCUCUUGCCUAGCGCCAAGGACCCCAACCGAGUUGGCGCGAUCAAGGUGGAGAAGAAUGUUCUGGAUGGUGCGCCCUUCCACCAGCGAGCGGUUGGGUCUGGGGAAUUCGAAACCAUCCCGUGCGGGCUCGUGCUACGAAGCAUCGGGUAUAAAUCGAUGCCGUUUGCGGGGGUGCCAUUCGAUGGGAAGCGCAAUGUCAUUCCGAAUGUGGCCGGCCGCGUCACGACUUCGGCCCACACCAACGCUCCUGUCGUCCCCGGACUCUAUUGCGCCGGAUGGAUCAAGCGAGGGCCGUCUGGAAUCAUCGGCACUAAUAUCAAUUGUGCCAGAGAGACGGUCGCUAGCGUGUUGAGCGAUGCGGGAUCGUUGCCUCGCGUGUCAUUGAAACCCAUUGCAGACCUGCGCGCCAAGCUCACGGCGUCGGGGCGGCCGAUCGUGGACUGGAACAUGUACCAGCGCGUCGAAGCCGCCGAAGUCGCGGCUGGUGCAGCUCGAGGAAAGCCCCGGGAGAAACUCACGUCCAUUGAUGCUAUGCUCGCCCUCGUCACACAAAGCGCCUAGACGACAUGCACGCAACCACCCGAAAACUCACAAUUCCGUCCUGCAAACCCAAAAAGGGCGUACGCGUGAGUGUUAUUAAAAACGAUCAAUGAAGCACUGGAGGUCGCGGUCGAAAGGUCAUGUCGCCAUCCAGUCACGGGUGAAAUGUCCGUAGUUUGUCGGCUAGUACAGGCGAAACGUGCUUCGGCGACGAGGAAAAAGGCUCGACGACGUUCGGCGGCCCUUGGCGAUGUGCUGCAGCAACCUCUGGCGCAACUGCAACAAGGUCGACGACGAGGUCGCUUGGUUCUGGUUGCUCACGACGCAGUCGACGAUGUCGGGUGUGAGGCGGAAGAAUGCGGCUUUUGCGUCGCCACGGGCGUACGCAUCGUGUAGGUACGCGUGGAGCGGAACAAAGAGAGAACUGAGUUGACGUGCAUGCAACCACGCGUCCAAGUCGGCUGGCGUCCAGUCUGCAUUUUGAUUCACGACAGGUUGGCUUCCUGGAGCUGCGUGGGGACCAUGGGGUCUCUUGGCAGUCUCUGCAGUCUCGGGUACCUCGGAAGCGGCGGGCUGGCGGAGUUGCUGCGCUUUCACGGGGGACAAUUUGACUUGGUUGUUCCAGUUGUCUUCGAUCGGGCCAUCCAUACCGUGUUGUUGAUUGAGUUCACGACAAGCGGCGUCCACGUGGUGCGAUGGUUUGUUUGCUCGACGGUAGAGCUCAACGUGGUCUUGGACGGUCGCCAUGACGUCGAUGACCUUGAGAAUGUCUUGGAAGGUGUGGAGGAGAUUGUCGCGGGCACUUUGCGUUGGCAUGGCGAUCGUGACGACGUCUCCCGCAAACGAUUCAAACGAGAGGUAAAACUGCGGGGGGGUCCUGGGCGUUGACGAGGCUACGUCAGAGGUAGGACCGUCGUCGGCACGGACAGCGUGGAGAUGGGCCAAGUGCAUGCCAUGCACAGCCGACCCAAAUACUUUCUUCUUGCCAAAGCACAAGUGCAAGUUGGACGGGUGGAGCCACAACAUGACGAGCUGGGACGCUCCAUGCGGGGACUGGAGCUCCACUACGGGCACGCCCUACUCAAUGCCAUCGAGUACCACCUCUCGAGAAUGCGGACUACCUUGAGCACGAGCGAACGACGAGCACACGGUUUUGGUCUCGCCGUCGCUCGUGAGAGCGUCAUGGUCCUCAACGAGACUUCGGGCAAGCGCAGCACACGCGUCUUCCCGACUCUUGAGCGAGCUCACUAACAUGCCGAUUUGCACAGGGAUGGCGGAC
Aphanomyces invadans is the source of this 2764-nucleotide messenger RNA. RefSeq lists its product as hypothetical. Gene Ontology annotation, molecular function: oxidoreductase activity. Bases 34 to 1506 code for a protein of 490 amino acids. Lineage: Eukaryota; Oomycota; Saprolegniomycetes; Saprolegniales; Verrucalvaceae. The record is from RefSeq and is a predicted model, not a curated record. The transcript has 6 exons.